AUGGAGACUAACAAAAGAUGGUCACUCGCCGGACAAACAGCGCUGGUUACCGGAGGGACUCGUGGAAUCGGGCGAGCAGUAGUGGAGGAAUUAGCAAGCUUCGGUGCGAAAGUUCACACUUGUUCAAGGAACCAGGAGGAGCUAAAAGCAUGUUUGGCUGACUGGAAAUCCAAUGGUUUCGUGGUAUCUGGUUCGGUUUGUGAUGCUUCGGUUAGAGAUGAGAGGGAGAAGUUGAUUCAAGAAGUUUCGUCUGCCUUCAGUGGCAAGCUCAACAUCCUUAUAAACAAUGUUGGAUCUAACAUAAGGAAACCAACAGUGGAGUACACGAGUGAGGAUUAUGCUAAAAUCAUGUCGACCAACUUAGAAUCCGCUUUCCACUUUUCCCAAAUUGCGCAUCCUCUUCUAAAAGCAUCUGGUGUGGGAAGCAUUGUGUUCAUCUCCUCUGUAGCUGGCCUUGUGCAUCUUAGUAGCGGAUCUAUCUAUGGUGCAACUAAAGGAGCAAUGAAUCAGCUUACAAGAAAUCUAGCUUGCGAGUGGGCAAGCGACAACAUCAGGACCAAUUCCGUGGCGCCGUGGUACACCAAGACCUCACUUGUGGAACCGUUACUCGAGAAGAAAGAAUUUGUGGAGGCCAUAGUUUCGCGGACCCCGCUUGGGCGCGUUGGAGAAGCAGAGGAGGUCGCGUCGUUGGUUGCUUUCCUCUGCCUUCCUGCAGCUUCAUAUAUUACCGGACAGGUCAUUUCCGUUGACGGAGGAUUCACCGUCAACGGUUUCAACUACGCUCUGUAG
Microthlaspi erraticum is the source of this 789-nucleotide messenger RNA. Lineage: Eukaryota; Viridiplantae; Streptophyta; Magnoliopsida; Brassicales; Brassicaceae. The record is from the annotation of a GenBank genome assembly.